Molecule: messenger RNA, 3918 nt
Organism: Ctenopharyngodon idella (grass carp)
Lineage: Eukaryota; Metazoa; Chordata; Actinopteri; Cypriniformes; Xenocyprididae
Gene: wbp1lb
Product: WW domain binding protein 1-like b
Exons: 3
Coding region: 742-1770 (342 amino acids)
Source: RefSeq, a predicted model, not a curated record
ACAUCUUCAUGUUUAAUAUCAGGGGUCUCAAUGUUUCAUAGGAAUUCGUAAAGGCUUGAUCAUAUUUACCAUCGAAUGGUCAAGAAUUGGGCUGCAUGAUGUUGGAAAAAACUGAUAUUUUGUUUUUCUGCGAUAUGAAAACAAUUCACCAGAUCAGUUGAAUAGUUCUAUUUGGAAAGAAUUAAUUAUUCUAAAAUUAUUCAGGUGAUUUUGUAGGGGAGUAAAUCUGCAUGAAAAAUAAACAUAUAGUUAAAUACAAUAGAACAAACAGUGCUUUGUUUUUCAGGUAAGUCUAACAGAAUUUGAAUUAUGUAAAAUAACACUGCAAAGUCUGUACUGUAUAAAUGAAAUAUAAUUAACCGUUGUUCAAGCUACAAAAGUAAUUUUGUCUUUUUUCUUUUGUUUGAUUAACAUUAAUGACAAACGGCAGCAGGAUUAUAGGCUGCUGUUACUUUAAGAUCUAAUGCACUGAUCUAUACGCAUCCGUUUUAUUUCUCAAUUGUUUACGUUCACUUAAGAACUAUGAUCCCAUACUUGACAUCGCACAUCCAGCGAUGUGACUAUCGUGGAUGUGCGCAUCAUGAUGUCGAAGUAAAAUGAUACAUUGUGCAGCCUUGGUGAAGAAAGAGGGACCAUGUGAUACAAGAAUGAUGAUGAAAUAAAACUUCCAAACAUUCACUAAAUUUCAACCCUACAUGAAAUUCACCGAUAUUUUUCUGCCAUCAGGUGAAAUUUCUGAUCAUGCCGAUUCCCAUUGAGAUGAAUGAAUUUUGCCUGUGUAAGACUAAAUGUGACCAAGCCUUAAGAGGUUUAGAGGAACUUAACAAAAUAUAUGCUGAAAUAAGGAGAAAAGGCUGUUGUACAGGAAGAGAAUUCAGAUGCUUAAGAUGCUCGACCUUCUGCAAACUGUGGAGGUUCUGGCUGGUAUGGGCCAUCAUCUUCAUCCUGAGCUGCUGCUGUGUGUGUCAUCACCGUCGCACAAAACACAGACUGCAACAGCAACAACGACAGCACGAAAUCAACCUCAUUGCCUACAGAGAGGUUCACAACAACACCUCUCUCCCCUUCUACUUCAGAUUCCUACCCAACUAUCUUCUUCCAGAAUAUGAGGAGGUAGUGCAUCGGCCUGCUACGCCCCCUCCCCCAUAUAGUGCCUUAAACACCGGACCUCCAGUCUACACCAGCCCCCUAACCACUGACCAACAAGAUGUGCAAUGCCCACCCAGACAGAUCACUCCAGUGCCCCCUGUAUCUGACACGCUCUGUUCCAGACCCAGCCUAGAAGAGAUCCAUACCUCUAACGGGUACCACCAGAAAGACAACAGCAAGAGCGAGAUAGAGUUAGAGCGAAGCAGGUCCACAGAGAGUGCCCUGCCCUUAGAGCAGCCUCCCAGCACGGACAAACAGAACGAGUGCAGGAAGGAGAUGCUCAGCAAUGUGGCAAUGCCUGACGAGAAAGCGAGGAUUCUGGGAAGGCACCGCAGAUUUACAGGGGACUCCGGGAUUGAGGUGUGUGUAUGUGGGCGAGGCUUGAAAAACCAUGAACCCAAAGAAUUCGAGGGGCUUUUGAGUGAGGAGGACCAAGAGGACUCUGAGGACUUCUGUGAGGAAUGUGGCCUCAAUUCCUUCAGAGAGGAAAAUCAGGGACUGCUAUCCCCAGAAAACAGAGUGGAGUGUGGAGCAUCACCACUGGCCCAAUCUCAACCUCAUCCGGUUUGCCUCUACUUGCAUACUAUUAAUGAACAAGAGGGUAGCAGCACAGAAUCUUAAAGCUGAAUACAUAACCUGACCAGUAAAAAAGAGUGAGUUGGUGAAAGAAAACGUGAGAGGAUAACUGAUAUGUAGGGAAGCUGCAGUAUGCAGUGGAGGAGCAUACUGAUGGAAGUAUGUGAUGGAAACAUUUAGAUGUUCUCCACAUCUUUGUUUUAUGUACAGAGCAUCUAUUUAUGCAGUUGAAAGCCCAAAUGUGUACAAGGAUGGGCUCUACACCUCCAUGGGGUGAUGUACCAUAUGUGCUGCUUUAAUGGCGCGUUUAAGUCCUCCUGUGAGGUUCGUAUUUACGAACUGAGAAGUCGUAAUGACUAUGGCAGUGUGUUCGAAACUUCAUGAUCGUAAAUACGAUCUUUCAGACAUGACUUGUAGGCACCAUAAGACACAUCCACCAUGUAAAGAUGCGGUCACAUUUACAGUUGCUCUGUGAAAUUUCAUUUCAAUAGCAAUCUGUGUGAUCAGAAGUUUUGCGUAAGGACGAAAAAGUUCCCCACAACAGAUUCUGCUUUUAUUCAAGGCGGACGCGUGAAUUUGCUGUGAUUCCCAGCAGAAAGCUGCUUGGUUUUAAAGUUUCUUCUGUGUUUGCUGUGCUUUGUACAUCGCUACACUAUUGCCAACGGAGCUUUUUUUUGCCAGUGAACUUUAGCUGAAAUUUUGCUAAUGUGACCGUGUCUUAACUUUGUAGUUAGUAGGAUUGAGACGCUAAAUACGUAAACACUGGUGUGCUGAACUAUCAGUGUUUCAGGACAGUCAGAGAGAAAUGUAAAAACUGACAGGACACCAAAAAAAAAAAAAAAAAAGACGUGCUUUUAAGGCCACAAAUCCCUGUCGACUUUCCCCUAAUGUAAUGGGACAAAUAUUAAUGCUGUUUAUUACGUUUUUGUUUUGCACAAUCACAUUCUUCUGAAUGAAUCAUAUUCAUGAUAAUUAAUUUUAAAUACAAAGUAUUUACAUACCAACAGUCUUAAUUCACAUUUCGUCUGUUUAUAUUGUCUUUCUUUUGUUUUUGCUGCUGUAAGCUCUGAUUUAAUGUGUAUUCAGAACAAGUUUGAUUCAUAAAUAUAAGUUUUCAUAGCCAACGUAGGCUAUACAGAUGACAUGGGACAAAUAUUAGCAUUAACUUGGAGCUUGAAAGUGUUGCAUUAUUACUAACUGAUUGCAUACGAGCACUACAUGAUGUAUGUUCCUUUGAACCUGUAGGGAUAAAAGCCUUGCCAAAGGGAGUGGAAGUCAGUUGAAAGUCAGUUCUUAUAGGUGCUUAAUCCAUUGAUGUAAGCUGCAAAGUAAAAUAAACUAUUUUCUCACUGAAACAUUUUUAAGUGAACUCCAAAGACAGAAAUGUUUUGAUAUUUUUAAAAUGAUAAUAUAAAUAAUUAUAUUUGUAAAAUGUGUCUUGAUGAGAUUGAUGCUAAAUGACACAUAUGGGUACAGAUAUGAUAAGGCUGUAUGGUGUAACAUGAAUUGCCUCUUAAUUCUUUUUGCACUCUGUUACAACCACUCUUGCCAAUUGUCCAGUAUCAUCUUGGACAUUAGCCUAAUAGAAUAUAUAUAUAUAUUUUUAUGUAAAUGCUUUUCCUCAUGAAAGCUCAAAAUCUGUGCCUUUUAAUUUUCACAUCAUGUACUUUGGUAACCAUUCAAAGUGCCUUGAUUUUUCUGUUCAUAUGCAAACUAAUGAGCCAUACAUAUGUGAUUAUAAAAUGAUUUAUUUUUGUAUUUCUGCACCAUAGCUUCAGUUUCAAGUUUUUCCAUGACCACUGAAGCACUCUCUUAAAACUCUAAUUUAUUUCACUGCCCUAAUGAAUGUUUGUGGUAAAGAGAUGUGCUGCUCUUACUGUGUCUCUGUGAUGACAAUCUAAUGUUAGAGCUAUGCUUGGAGAUGAAUACAUAUCAAUCAAUCAAUCAGUCUCUUUCUCUGAUAUAUUAAUAAGCUGCUGAUUUUCAGAAAGUUAUAGAUGCUCGCUCUGAUGCAUCGCGCGCAUCUCACGUUAGACUUCCAAUAUGAUGUCAUGUACAGCCUACAGUUCUUUUGUCUAACAUUGCAAUCAUCUAAUGAUAUGAGUUCUGGCGCAGUUCUUUUUGUAUCUGUUUAUCUUUUGUUAUGCAAAAAACCUAAUCAUGACACUGUCCAUUAAACUCAAAUCAACACAA